Messenger RNA from Clupea harengus (Atlantic herring), 1395 nucleotides. Its product is annotated as wiskott-Aldrich syndrome protein family member 2-like. The record is from RefSeq and is a predicted model, not a curated record. The transcript is spliced from 3 exons. The coding region runs from base 357 to 851 and encodes 164 amino acids. Lineage: Eukaryota; Metazoa; Chordata; Actinopteri; Clupeiformes; Clupeidae.
AGUGGGCUAAAUUUAUGCGGGUAUUAGCGCUACUUACCUUAAGCAAAUGGGUUGACACGGAAGUUUUUGUACUUCUCGGAGCCUAGCUAGAUGGGCGGGCAUGCUGUAGCAAAUUCGAUGUCGUUCUGGACUCAGUUAAAUACAUUCUUCUUAUCUAGGUAGUCUAUUUACGUUUGUUGUCAGGAUUGAUUGAACAGAAGACUGAAAGAGGAACCAUAUUUAGUGACGCCUCUCCGCAGUUGACUCGACGUAGGAGACCCGCAAUUCUUAAUUUACAAAUCAGUGUGAUUUCUACAGGAAAACUAGUACUGGAUACACCAAAGUAAACAUUUCCCCUCGAACAGAAAUUUAAGGCCAUGUACACACUGGAGGAGUGGUUUAUUAUAGGGUUAUCUAUAUUUGUGAUAGUUCUCAGGUUAGCCUAUUUCUUGUACCAUCGCUGCCUCUCCAAGCUAAGAGCCCUGCCUGUCGCGCACCAGUCUGAUGAGUGUGCCGGUGUUCGUCUCCUCUCCUGGCGUCCCUUAGAGGAUUGGGACGCCCCAGAGUCACAUGGGCCUCACUUAGCUGAGCCAGAGGACCAGGAUUUCGCUCCACCAUCAUAUAGUUCACUCCAGCUUGAUCUGCCCCCUCCCUACCCAAAGGACUGCCGACCUGCAGAGUCAGACCUCCAGUAUGGUUCCCCGCCCUCCUACUCAGAGAUCUGUGUCUCCCAGCGCCAACCACAACACCAGCUGUCCUCAGUGCUAGAACUGCCCCCACCACCACCACCGCCACACCCUCCUACACCAUCUACAGAACCGCCCCACCCCCCCACACUCUGCCUCAUCGAUGUAGAGGUGACCAGACUCUAGGGUGGCCAGAUAUGGGAGACCUCUGAGACCUCUGCUCACCACACACACACAAAAUGAGUCACUAUACACUCUUUACACCAAAAUAAGGAAGUGUUUUACUUAAAUAAUAAGCAACUGGCAUACCGGAUACUACCAAUAUCAAGGACAUUGUUGGGACAACAAAGACAGCUGACAUUAAUGACUGUGUUCGCCCCUUUGGAAAGGAGAAAUGCUGGCAUCUCUUGGAUGCAACCAAAAACAAGGACAUUCGUUUGACAGUCACUGAUGGGACAGUAGUUCAGUUGACAAUUGUGGCUGUGCUUACUUGUCCCUCUUUAAGACUGGGCCUAACCUCAGGUGCAGAGAAGAGUCUACACAGCUAAGUCCCAUUCACAACCCCCUAAAGGUUGUAGACGAACAAUGCUAGUGCCAUAUGCUCGCCAUAACAUUCCGUUUCCUUGGUGACGAGCCAUCGCCCCGGAGAACAGGGUUUUGAUGAUUCGUCACCAUGCCCACUCUCAUCCAGGGACCCUGGAGAGUUUCUGGGACAUCCUAGACUGGGUGC